AUGAUAAUAAAUCUAUUUUCAUCCUUUGAUCCAAGAACUAGUUUUAAUUUCUCAUUAAAUUGACUUAGAACAAUAAUCGGAUUAUUAAUUAUUCCCUUUUCCUUUUGAUUAAUUCCUUCUCGGUUACAUAUAAUUUGACUAAAAAUUAUUAUUACGCUUCAUAAAGAAUUUAAAAUCUUAAUUGGAUACCAUAAAACUCAAGGAAAAACACUUAUUUUUAUUAGUCUAUUUUCUUUUAUUUUAUUCAAUAAUUUUCUAGGACUAUUCCCCUAUAUUUUUACAAGAACUAGACAUAUAGUACUUACCUUAACUUUGGCCUUACCUUUAUGAUUAAGAUUUAUUUUAUAUGGAUGAUUAAAUCAUACUAUUCAUAUAUUUGCUCAUAUAGUCCCUCAAGGAACCCCUCCUAUUCUUAUACCUUUUAUAGUAUGUAUUGAAACUAUUAGAAAUAUUAUUCGUCCAGGAACCUUGGCUGUUCGAUUAUCUGCUAAUAUAAUCGCAGGACAUUUACUAAUAACAUUACUAGGAAAUACAGGUCCAAUAUUAAUUAUAAUAAUAAUUAAUUUUCUAAUUAUCACACAAAUUCUUUUAUUAAUUCUUGAAUCAGCUGUAUCUAUUAUUCAAUCAUAUGUAUUUGCAAUUUUAAGAACACUAUACUCAAGAGAAGUCAAUUAAUGAAUUUACAUAAAAAUCACCCUUUUCACUUAGUAGA
Anoplophora glabripennis (Asian longhorned beetle) is the source of this 712-nucleotide messenger RNA. RefSeq names its product ATP synthase subunit a-like. The record is from RefSeq and is a predicted model, not a curated record. Gene Ontology annotation, biological process: proton motive force-driven ATP synthesis. Lineage: Eukaryota; Metazoa; Arthropoda; Insecta; Coleoptera; Cerambycidae. The transcript has a single exon. Gene Ontology annotation, molecular function: proton transmembrane transporter activity.